Auxenochlorella protothecoides is the source of this 1053-nucleotide messenger RNA. Its product is annotated as Protease Do-like 1, chloroplastic. Gene Ontology annotation, molecular function: serine-type endopeptidase activity; protein binding. The record is from RefSeq and is a predicted model, not a curated record. Gene Ontology annotation, biological process: proteolysis. Bases 1 to 1053 code for a protein of 350 amino acids. The transcript has 6 exons. Lineage: Eukaryota; Viridiplantae; Chlorophyta; Trebouxiophyceae; Chlorellales; Chlorellaceae.
AUGUCCCCUCUUGGGUCCCCUCGGCUCACGGCCGUCUUUGCACCCAUUGUACACCAGCACGAGGCCACGGUCCUCCCCACCUGCCUGCACAUGCCGGCGGUGGUGAACAUAGCCAACAUCGCCACCAAGCGCGCCUACCUCUCCACCGACCUCCUGCGCCUGCCACAGGGCCAGGGGUCCGGCUUCCUCUGGGACGACCAGGGCCACGUGGUGACCAACUACCACGUCAUCCGCGGCGCUUCGGAGGUCCGCGUCACGCUCAUCGACCAGAGCGUGUACAGCGCGAGGCUGGUGGGGGGCGACCCCUCGCGAGACAUCGCCGUCCUCCAGCUGGACGCCCCGCCCGCCAGCCUGGCUGCCCUCAAGGCCGUGGAAGUGGGAAAGAGCAGCGGCCUAGCUGUGGGUCAAAAGGUGUACGCCAUCGGCAACCCCUUUGGCCUGGACCACACGCUGACCAGCGGCAUCAUCUCUGGCCUGAAUCGGGAGCUGGGAGCGGGGACUAACAACGGGCCCAGUCUGCGCAACGUGAUCCAGACCGACGCCGCGAUCAACCCUGGGAACAGCGGGGGGCCCCUGCUGGACUCCAAGGGCAGGCUCAUCGGCAUCAACACCGCCAUCGCCGACCCCACAGGCAAGGGCGCCAGCAGCGGCAUCGGCUUCGCCAUCCCCAUCGACGCGUGCCGGGGCCUGGUGGACCAGAUCCUGACCUAUGGACGAGUGGUGCGACCGAUGCUGGGCAUCACCCUGGCCCCGCCCCAGGCCCUGCGCCAGCUGGGCCUCUCUGGGGUGCUGGUGCUGGACGUGCCCCCAGGCGGCCCCGCCGACGCCGCCGGGGUCAAAGGCACCAUGCGCGACGGGUUUGGGCGCGUGGUCCUGGGCGACGUCAUCGUGGGCGUGAACGGCAGGAAGGUGGCCAACGAGGGCGAUCUUUUCGAUGCGCUGGACUCGUGCAAGGUGGGGGAUGAGGUGAGGCUCGACAUCUUGAGUGGCGGGCGAACCAAGGCCAGCCUCAGCAUAGUGUUGGCUGAGCGGGCGGCCCGCGUCACCGAGUGA